Molecule: messenger RNA, 1862 nt
Organism: Trematomus bernacchii (emerald rockcod)
Lineage: Eukaryota; Metazoa; Chordata; Actinopteri; Perciformes; Nototheniidae
Gene: spra
Product: sepiapterin reductase a
Exons: 3
Coding region: 260-1063 (267 amino acids)
Biological process (GO): tetrahydrobiopterin biosynthetic process
Molecular function (GO): sepiapterin reductase (NADP+) activity
Source: RefSeq, a predicted model, not a curated record
UAAAAAACACAUUUCCUUGAUUUCUUCUCCCUUCGCGACAACAUUACAUAUUAAGCCAACAUUAUCAGACAGAACACUGAAUGUGGCAAGAACUUCAAAUCUUACAUUUAGAUUUUUGAAAAGGGAUUUUAGCGUUUCUCCAUGCAUCCCUGGUGGGAGGGACUUUAAAACGCAAGGAAAAGACGUAAACAAGGGACGCAAAGGGUGGAAAUUAAGGGAAGUGAUAUUACGCAGCAAGGUGCAGUAAGGUGCAGAAAACAUGUCCUCCUCUCAGAGAAAAGACCUGGGCCGGGCAUUGUGCAUCAUAACCGGGGCCUCAAGGGGCUUUGGUCGGACUGUAGCGAGGGAGUUGUCCCGGUUAGUGAAGCCGGGAUCGGUGCUCAUUCUCACGGCUCGCUCGGAGGAAAACCUGCGGUCUCUGGAGGUCGAGCUGGCCGGGUCAGAGGCAGGUAAAUCCGGCCUUUUGGUGCAGUGUGUACCGGCAGACGUGGCUCAGAUGGAAGGGCUGCAGAGCGUCGUUUCAGCCUCGAGGGCAGCUUUCUCUGAACAGAUAGAUCACGUGAUACUGGUCAACAACGCUGCCUCUCUAGGGGAUGUGUCUCGUUUCACCAGCAGCUUCACAGAUAUGGCCGAGGUUGACUCCUACCUGUCCCUGAAUGUGACUUCCUGUUUGUGUCUGACGGCCCGCCUCCUUCAGGCUCUUCCCCCCCGAUCAGGGCUCUGUCGCUCCGUCAUCAACAUCACCUCGCUGUGCGCCCUGCAGCCUUUUAAAUCCUGGGCGCUUUAUUGCACUGGAAAGGCAGCUCGGGAGAUGAUGUUCAGGGUGCUGGCAGCGGAGGAGCCAGACCUCAGGGUGCUGAGCUACUCCCCAGGCGCUCUGGACACGGAGAUGCAGUUGGUGGCCAGAUCCAGCACAGCUGAUCCAGACCUCAAGAAAACCUUCUCAGACAUGUUCUCUGCGGGCCAGCUGCUGACCUGCGAGGCUUCCUGUGCCAAACUGAUGAAGCUGCUCCUGGAGGACAGCUUCACAUCUGGAGCGCACAUCGAUGUCUUCGACCUGUAGACACAGCACUUACAGCCAAUCAGCAUGGGGCCAGAUUAUUGCCUUGAUUUUAACUGAAACUCUUAAUGUUGACCCACCACUUAUACUGCAGUUAUGAAUAGGAAGGUUAAUAGUUGACUUAUCUGUCAAUCUUAAAUCUCUAUGUUGUAGAUUUCUAUUGUUAAUCUUUCCAAAUGACAGUCUGAAGUAUCACACUCACAUUCAAAACAUUCCAGUUUAGUUUUUACUCAAGUACAAUACCUGAGUAUUUCUACUUUUACUCAAGUACAAUACCUGAGUACUUCUCCCACCUCUGGCCAAGACUAUAGUGUAGUUGUGAUUGAGUGAAACAUCACCCCCCAGUAAAGCAUUUAUUCUUCAGGAGGAAGUGCUGGUGCUUAAAUCCGGUGCUUCAACAAUAUCAAUCUUUAACAGCCAUGUUCUUACUCACUCUUUCUGCCUUAAAUAUGUUCAGGAUGAUAGAAAAGCCAUCUUUACUCUCAGUAUUGGUGUGAAAAUGAAGGGGAAAUAUCAGCUGUGUAGCGUUAUCCCCUUUCAUUCAAUAUCCUCAAGAAUAGACUGUCAAAAAGUACAAAAAGGAGAGUAGAGUAGCAAGACACGCCUACAGAUACUGGUUCAGACGGUUUAUCUUGCUCUGUUUAUGGUGUGGUUCUGUUCUCAGGUGAUGUCUUAAAGCUGAUCCCAGGUCUGUGCCAUAUUCACUGUCACUAUAGUAACUGUUAGGUGCCUUACCUGAUGUCUGUUUUAGUAUGUUAAUAUGAUUCUGUGUUCCUUAUCGUUUAGUAAACUGUGAUUAUUG